This is a messenger RNA of Megalops cyprinoides (Indo-Pacific tarpon), 1139 nucleotides long. RefSeq names its product aldo-keto reductase family 1, member A1b (aldehyde reductase) (gene akr1a1b). Gene Ontology annotation, molecular function: aldose reductase (NADPH) activity. Lineage: Eukaryota; Metazoa; Chordata; Actinopteri; Elopiformes; Megalopidae. The record is from RefSeq and is a predicted model, not a curated record. The transcript is spliced from 9 exons. Gene Ontology annotation, biological process: aldehyde catabolic process. Gene Ontology annotation, cellular component: cytosol. Bases 106 to 1080 code for a protein of 324 amino acids.
ACGGGGUUGUGCCAAGCAAGCUCGAUUAAAUAUUUCCAAAAUUUAAAGCUGCUGGCAGUCGGGGACAUCCUUACACCAAGACCGAACGCUAUACUGCAGGCAGGCAUGAAUGACUUUGCCGUUCUAAGCACGGGCAGGAAGAUGCCUCUCAUUGGACUGGGGACGUGGAAGAGCGAACCUGGGAAGGUGAAGCAGGCAGUCAUCUGGGCGCUGCAGGCAGGCUACCGGCAUAUUGACUGUGCUGCCAUCUAUGGUAAUGAGGCAGAGAUAGGGGAGGCUCUGCAGGAAUCACUUGGGCCAGACAAGGGACUGAGGCGGGAAGAUGUGUUUAUUACCUCCAAGCUGUGGAACACACACCAUCACCCUGAGGACGUGGAGCCAGCUUUACUGAAGACCCUGAAGGAGCUGAGGCUGGAGUACCUCGACCUCUACCUCAUCCACUGGCCCUACGCCUUCCAACGGGGGGAUGUGCCUUUCCCCAAGAAGGAAGACGGUACAUUGCUUUACGACAACAUCGAUUACAAGGUUACGUGGGCGGCGAUGGAGCGCCUGGUGGGGAAAGGGUUGGUGAGAGCCAUCGGGCUCUCCAACUUUAACAGCCGGCAGAUUGAUGACGUCCUCUCUGUGGCCAGCAUCAAGCCCUCGGUGCUACAGGUGGAGAGCCACCCGUACCUCGCUCAGGUGGAGCUGCUGGGCCACUGCCGGGAGCGGGGGUUGGUGAUGACAGCAUACAGCCCCCUGGGCUCCCCGGACCGGGCCUGGAAACACCCCGAUGAGCCUGUGCUGCUGGAAGAGCCAGCCAUCGCCACCCUGGCUCAGAAGUACAAGAAGUCCCCUGCACAAAUUAUCCUCAGGUGGCAGACCCAGCGAGGAGUGGUCACCAUUCCCAAAAGUGUGACAGAGUCACGCAUCAAAGAGAACAUCCAGGUGUUCGACUUUACUCUUGAAGAAGAGGAGAUGAAGAGUGUGACGGCGUUAAAUAGAGGCUGGCGUUACAUUGUGCCAACCAUCACAGUUGAUGGCAAGCCUGUUCCGAGGGAUGCUGGACAUCCUUACUACCCCUUUAGCGACCCAUACUGACCCCUCUGCCACUUGCCUGAAUUGUGCCUUGGGAUCCCCUGCUUACUCCCUUCCCAAUG